AUAACCUUUUACACACAACUGAUUAUGUUGAAUCUCCUGACCCCAAUAUGCGUGUUUUCUAAGCCCCAUGUUUGGAUAUAUUAUCUAAUCUGUGUCUCUGAAGAUAGGGGUUCAAGAGAGAGAGGAGUUGUUAUGACAUGCGUGGGUUUGAACUACCAAUAAACCAGUUUAUGUGCUGCUUUACAUGCACAUCAACCUAAUGUAAAUCCACCCAAUAUAGAGUAAACCAACCAGAUAUAAAUUGCUUAACAGGGAAACAACACAAGACAAGGAAUAAAGUUAAUUUUAAACAAUCAAACAAUCACAGAGAAUAAUUUUUCGAGGCGGUAUGAGGCAAAUGACACUACGAAAUGUUUAAGAUACAAGACAUGUGAUGGCAUGAUCAAUUCCUCUGGCAGACAGUUUGAGCUGGCUUUAUAAGGUAUGGUGAUCAUGAGAGCGAGAGAGCGGCCUUGAGAUGGUCACCAUGGAGACGGUAACGCUGACGAAGCAGAUGUCGUCCCUCCAAAGUUUUCCAGUGACUGUUUUGGUUCAGGACUACGGCCAGCAGAGUUAAACUGUCGCUCACACUUUGGAUGGAACCUGUUUGUGGAGAAUAGCUGCUGAAUGGUGAAACAAUAUCGGGUAUCACCGUUUUAUGAAACAGUUUUAUGUCCAGAAAUAAGUUUAACAAUACUUAAGGAAGUUUUGACAUUCUAUUCCUGAGCCCAUUCAGGGAUAAGAUAGGGUCGUGCUGAUUCCAACUUUAGGGAUCCGGGUUUGACGCCAGGCACACGAUUCCACUCAGAAGAGAAUGUUAACGGAGUCAACACCAGAGCCGUGACCAUUGGACCCUCCGCCGAUAAACACCUGGGGAGUUUCUGGGGGUGUCCAAAACGAUAGAGAGACCAGCGCUCGUGGGAGGAGAGAGUGUGGGAGAGACACACACAUAGAGAGAGGAGAGAGGGAGUGUCACAUAGAGAGACAUAGAGAGACGUAGAGAGAGGGACAGCAGGGGGUAGAAAUCAUAGAACCAAUUACAUACCCGGGCUCGCGUUGACUUCUACCGACCAUAUCCUACAUUCCCCAGUCCCCACCGUACUGGGAGAGCUGGUUUUAGAAAGAGGAACAUUCCAUCCAAAUCACCAGGAGUUGAACCAUCUCCUCAGACUAGCUCUGAGAUCUUUGGCUGAAGGUCUCCAGAUAAGACCGCCCUCUCGCCUGGUGGGACCAGGGUCGACCGGCUCCUGAUCGCCAUGGACCCCAUCGUGGAGGUCGUGGCCCUGCUGCUGGGCUUCCUGGGCUGGGUCAUGGUGGGCAUCGCGCUGCCCAACCGCUACUGGAAGACCUCCACGGUCAACGGCAACGUCAUCACCACCUCCACCAUCUACGAGAACCUGUGGAUGUCCUGCGCCACCGACUCCACCGGCGUGCACGACUGCCGGGAGUUCCCCUCGCUGCUGGCGCUCAACGGCUACAUCCAGGCGUCGCGGGCCCUGAUGGUGGCCUCCAUCGUGCUGGGCGCCUUCGGCAUCGUGGCGGCGCUGGUGGGGGUCCAGUGCUCCAAGGCAGGCGGAGAGAACUACGUCCUGAAGGGGCGCAUCGCGGGGACCGCCGGGGUCAUGUUCCUCCUCCAAGGUCUGUGCACUAUGAUCUCCGUGUCGUGGUACGCCUUCAACAUCACCCAGGACUUCUUCAAUCCCAUCUACCCGGGGACAAAGUUUGAGAUCGGAGAGGGACUGUACAUCGGCUGGUGCUCGGCUGUCCUCGCCAUCGCCGGCGGCUCGUGUCUCACCUGCUCCUGCAAGAUGGGGCACCGAGGAGAAAUACCGCUGCCCUACCCAGCCCAGAGGCACCGUGUACUCCGGCGUCGCACCGACUCGGAGCGGCCGGCAGCACGUACGGACGUAACGCGUACGUUCUGACGUGGGACCGUCACCUUCUACCGUUCUACUGCCAGAUGUUGAACAGAUCGCUGUGUGUCAGUGUUGUUCGGGUUUUGGGGGAUCACUGUAGGAAUUUGAUUAUUUUUUUAAUUCGAGCUAACUCUUUUGUUAACGCGAAAAUG
This is a messenger RNA of Gadus macrocephalus (Pacific cod), 2047 nucleotides long. RefSeq names its product claudin 15a (gene cldn15a). Gene Ontology annotation, biological process: cell adhesion; bicellular tight junction assembly. NCBI's taxonomy places the organism in Eukaryota, Metazoa, Chordata, Actinopteri, Gadiformes, Gadidae. The coding region runs from base 1236 to 1904 and encodes 222 amino acids. Gene Ontology annotation, molecular function: structural molecule activity. Gene Ontology annotation, cellular component: plasma membrane; bicellular tight junction. The transcript has 5 exons. The record is from RefSeq and is a predicted model, not a curated record.